AUGGCGCGUUGGUUGUAUUUCUCCGACGUCUGCUUGGCAUCACCGCAUCACGUCGCCACUCUGCCUGCAGCUGCCACACGGUUUGCAUACCAUCGCCCCUUCUCUCAGGCCCACGUCUUAUUCCCAAGACAAGCAAGAACUGUGGUGAUUAGUAACGAUUCCUCCGACUGCAAUAGAAAGGGGGCGACCAGAGCAUGA
Messenger RNA from Sodiomyces alkalinus F11, 198 nucleotides. RefSeq lists its product as hypothetical. Lineage: Eukaryota; Fungi; Ascomycota; Sordariomycetes; Glomerellales; Plectosphaerellaceae. Bases 1 to 198 code for a protein of 65 amino acids. The transcript has 2 exons. The record is from RefSeq and is a predicted model, not a curated record.